Molecule: messenger RNA, 1849 nt
Organism: Lolium rigidum
Lineage: Eukaryota; Viridiplantae; Streptophyta; Magnoliopsida; Poales; Poaceae
Exons: 2
Coding region: 1-1614 (537 amino acids)
Source: RefSeq, a predicted model, not a curated record
AUGGGCGUCCUGGGCGACGGCUCGGGGUGGUGCUUCUGCUCCGGCGGCGGGGCCAAGCUGGAGCGGAUCAAGUCCACGCUGCUCGCCGCCAAGGGCCCCGCCGUCGCGGCCGUGUCCUUCCCCCGCAGCGGAGAAGGAGCAGGAGGGAAACGCGGGGACGGGAUCCUCAUCCACCGCAGCCUCCUGCUCACCACGCACGGCACCGUCCCAUCGGCCGCCGCCGCGGGCGCCGCCGAGGUCCGGCUCAGCCAGGGCCGCCUCCUGGCCCGCCUCGUGCCUCAGAGGUUCUUUAUUACUAGUCCAAUUCUGGAUCUUACGAUAGUCGGGCUUGAUGUCGUGGAUGAUGGCUCAGAUUCGCAUGGGCAACAGCCUCAUUUCCUGAAAACCUGCUUGAACCCCAGCUUGGACCUUGGCAGUACAGUUUUGCUCCUGGGCCACACAAACAGAACAGAUUUGGCGGUGGGUGAGGGGAAGGUUGUUAUAGCAACGGACAACCUUAUAAAGUUCUCAACAGAUGAAGUCUCAUGGCGACCUGGAUCUGCUGGUUUUGAUAUGCAUGGGAAUCUAGCUUUUAUGGUCUGUGAUCCGAUGAAGCUUGCGCCUUCUACACCUACAGGGUACGCUUCUGCAUCAUCAUCUGCACUCCUUGCAUCAAAGAAGGACAUGCCUAUGCAGUUUGGGAUCCCCAUCCCUGCAGUAUGUGAAUGGUUAAAACAGCACUGGAGUGGUAGCUUGGAAGAUGUCAGCAAGCCAAUGAUGCCUCCUGCACGAUUAAUAUCUGCUGGACAACGAAGCGAACCUUCUUCUAUGGGUCAUCUUCGUUAUACCAAGACCACUGAGCAAGAGGAUGGUGUAUUGUCAUCAUCGCAGAUGCCAUCAAGGCCAACACAGCUGCAUGGAUCAUGCAGUUCAGCAUCUGCCAAGAUUUCAUAUGGUGAAAAUGGCUCUUCACGCUCUUUUCAAGACCAACGAGAUCCAACUUCGCAGAUGUACAGACCUAAGAAUGACCAACCAGGUUCACUUGUGGGUAUCAGCUUUCCUCCAGGACAUCCAAGAUCUAUUUGCUUACCACCUCCUCUAAAGCAAAUGAUGCCUGAUGAGAGUAAGAUGAAACCAAAUGGCUCAGUUUCACAUGAAUCACGGCUAGCUAACGCGCGGGUCAACUGCGACGCCCAGCACAAUGUUGCUUACCAGGAAAAUUGCUGGAGUGAGGCGCAGUCAAGUUCCUCACCACCGGCGAUAUCAGAACAAGGAGAUAGGAGGGAUGGUUUUAGCAGUGGGGAAGAGACAAUGUACUCCGCGGAAACUAUGGAAAGCAGGAACAUUCCAAGUCCAAAGGAAAAGAGGCCCCAGCCAGUUGGUAGAUCACAGAGUUUUGCGAAUCAUAGCAAAUGGGAUUCACCUAAAAGUGUCGAAUCUUCAAAAGGACCCCCCUCAAGGUCGCAUACAUUCAUUCCUCUGAGAAAACCGCAUUUGCAAGCAGCAGCAAUUUCACAGAAAAGCCAAGUUUAUUUCAGCCCUACUGUCUCCUCGAACAUGAAAAAGAGGAACAUGUCCCGUGUUCCGAUGAAACCUAGGCAAAGUGCUCAGGUUACCUCCAAGUGGAUAACCUGAUACUAUGAUCCCCCCAAAUCUCUCCAGACCAUACAAAGAUAUCACAUCUUUCGGUUUAGUCAGUUCCACUAAACAUCUCCUUUUUGUUUGUAGUCGUAUGGUGUAAAUGUAUACUAGCUUAAACUGCUCCGGUGAUUCUAUUCAAUUUAACAUUAGCUAGCAUUAUUCCUUUUUAUGUUUACCCAGUUGGCAUCAAACGAAUUGCCAUAAGAAAAUAUAGCUUUAUUUCCAGUCA